GUCGUUAGUGUCGUUACUGUCGUUCCGUUGUUUUGUUUUGUUUGUUGUGUUUAUGUCUUGUUAAUGUUGUUUUGAUUUUCAUUUUUCUUUUAAGCAUUAGAAAAAGAAAAAUGGAAGUUGAACAAAUUGAUUUGUCUGCAUUGCAAAUCAAAGACCAGAAACCUCAAAGUGAAGAAACGCGACUGGCCUUGCUUGAGAGCUGCAAUGGUAAUGGGGAGACUUCUGUAAUUCGAAGAUCUGGCAGGAUGAAAAUUAUGCCAUUAGAAGAAGCUUCAAAAACUAGACCUGUAAUUAAAAAAUCAAAAAAGUUAGAGUUGAACAGCCAAAGCAGUCAGAAAACAGUGGAAAAAUACUAUUUGAGCCAAAAAAUUAAGUUAACCUCUACAACAUUGGAAACUAUAUUUGAAGAGCCUGAACAGAACUCGGUCUUCAGUACGCGAAAAAUGAGGCGCUCCAUUAAUUUUGCCAAAACCACUUUCCCAAAAGCAGACAAAAGUAAGGUCAAGAAACGAAGUAUGAAAGCCAAAAAGAUAUUGAAGGGUGGAUUUAAGAAACUCAACAAAAAACUGGGUUUGGAAAUGCUUAUGAAAAAACUCAAGGAAUUAGAUAGUGAUGAUGAUUGAAAAUGUUAUCGUUUUUAAUUUAUGUUCUACAUACAUUACAUAAUAGAGAAUUGUUAAGUUAUUGUUUUUUACAAUAGAAAGUAAGUAUGUAGUAUUAUAAAAUCUAGCUAAGGUUUCUAUUGAAAUAUUUUGUAGUAUAGUUUCCUGAUUUUUGAAAGUAAAAAAAAUAUAGGACAUAUCUUAAAAAAAUGUUGACAUCUUCGGAAAUCAGUUCAUGACUUAUAAAAAAAAAAUGCUUUUCACUUAUUAUUGGCGGAGUGGCGUGCCAUGGAAAUUUGACAGGUUGACCCUCGUAUAAUAAUGACAUUUGAUGACAAAAUAUUUUUCAAAUGUCAGGGUUAUGAAACAGAAAGCCGAGUUGCCAGAAUGUGUAAAAUAUCUGAGUAAAUUCAAAUAGUAAAAUUAUUUAAUUGGAAGAGUUGUGGCGAGCUUUUAUCAAACAAUGUUCUGAGAUUUUUCCGUCACGAUAUUCUUCUUUUUCCUGGUCCUCUCUAUCCAAAUAUCUUCCCUUGCAGGAUCGUAUUGUAACAAAACCUUAUCUUUUUGAAAGGGUUGUGAGGCAUGGGAGGGUGGGUAAGAUCUCGACAAUUUUUACAUAAGGCCAUUUUUUGAGAAAGUGGUAAUAUACUUAACACGUUCGCGACGUCAUGCGCCACCGGUGGCACAUGACGGCUGAUCCCAGCAACCGUCAUGUACCACAUGUGGUACACCAUGCCCUGCAAAUCUAAUGCUAUUUAAAAACGCGACGGCUGCAUAGAAAGCUUAGAAAACAAGUUACGGCUGUACGUAAAGGUGGUACAUGACCCGUGGUACAUGCGGUUCUAAAUCGGACAUUUCUUACAUUGAUUUCUAUGAUUUUGGUCUAUCUACCAAAAUAACACCUAUUACCAAAAUUUUGGUAAUAGUUUUAAUAUUUUUUUUUAUUCAGGCAACACCCAGUAUAUAGUUUUACAUUACUUAAUUAAAUUCUAACUGAUAAAAACUUAUGAUAACAUGCCUUUUACAUGGUGGACACCAGUGGUACACCACGUCCCUGAGAAACAAAUAUUAGUCACAGCCGUCAUGUACCACCGGUGGUACAUUUUGAAAAAUAACAAAAAAUUGCAAAAAAACUCAAAACAAGUAUAUAACACUUGAUUGAACACAAAUACACUAUAUUCAUAUGUUGGACAAAAAUAAAAUAAAAUACGGCUGUGCAUUAAGACACCCGAAAUCGGCUACGUCGCGAACGUGUUAAGCCUACAUUUUCAGUUAGAUAACCUCAACUAUAGGUUACUAAAAUGAUGUAUUAGAGAACCAAUUCUGUAAAGCGUUUUCUUUAGAAAUAAUCUUGUAUGUUGCCUUGCUUGAGUCCAAUACCUCUCCAUCAGAAAGGAGACAUUGGAGCAAAAUAGGGGAGAUUUUGGACAUGAGCAAAAACAUGGUGCAUUUAAUAAAAAUUGUUUAUUUCAAGGUAAAGAUAAAAUAUUAUAUUUCGCCAAGUAAUUAUUUUGAAAAAUAACUAGAACAGAUAAAAGAUAUAAAUUCCUACAUUCUAAUUAAAUUGAAUGGAAUUCUUGAAAAUUUAAAGAAUAGAAAAAAAUAAAAACACGAAUAAAAAAAUCAUCACCGCAAACCAAAUUACGUCAAAUCUAAAUUGAAAUAAAUCAUGUCUCUAAAUCUCUUUCUUCUAUCAUUGAUGGGAGCUGGAACUGAAGAAGUGAUGUCGUAAAAAGGAACCAAAGCUUAAUCAUCUUUAAGAACUGUGAAUCUAUUUGAUACGUGACGUUCUAAGAAGUUCACUUCAUAUCAAUCAACUCUUCCUAUAAUUUUCGCUGCAUAAUUUCUGACACUACUUUUACCGUAAACUUUGUCGUUAUAGAACAUGUUUCUGGAAGUUCUUUUUAAUCAAAAUUUUUCUCGUCGUUGAUGAAAAUUAAUCAAUCUUCUGAUAAAUUAUCUUUACAUUCAAUUCGAUCCUCCUCCAUAGUCCAUAUCCCUAAUCACUGUCUUCGGGAGUGUCAGUGGCAAUCAUGCAUCUACCAUCUAUUGCGCAGGAUAGUUUUUUGAUGUUGAUGGUUAUAGCUCUAGGUUGCCUUUUUGAUGUGGAUAGUUAGUUGCGGCUCUGGAUAUGAAUAAUUAUUAUAGAUGGUGGGAGCCGGUUGAUCCAUUACGUGAGAGGAGGAAAAGUCUUCUUUGAAGAUGUUUUGAUAAAAUGGCAUUAUUUCAGUGCAUCUGGAACCUGAUUUUUUUGUUUGUUGGUGCAGCGGUUCUAACACAAGCUUGUUAACAUAUCACAAGCAAAUCCCAGAGCACCACAUCCCGAAACACCUUGCAUCAUUCUCUUGGCGUCAUAGCGUAUGCGGGGAAACGGAAAUGCUCAAAUUGGCGACAACGCUGUUCCGCUGGAAGAGAUUAUUCCUACUUGCGUAAUCAAUUCACCUCUUUCACGAGAAGUGGCUUCUUUCCAAACAUUUCAGGAACUCGUACCGUCGUUACACCAAUCUACAAAAAAGAAUUUAAAAUAACAUGAGUGGUUCAAAAAAGAUUAAAUUUUACCUCAUCUAAAUUAUAAAUUUGCAUGAGUUCUAGAAUUCGUUUGAGCAUAUAGCAUAUUCAUAAACUAAUCGCCUUGUUGCGUUUGGCUUCAGACCGUAAAAUAUAGAGGAACACUUCAGUGGAUAUUUCUCUUAAGCGUUUUUCAUCUGCAUAGAAAAUACUUAUGACGUUAUAAAAUUUGGUGUAACAUAACAUUUUCGAGACCUUUUUCUUGGACUUGCCUGACAUAGUUCAACCCGGUUACCAACACUGGAUUUCUUUACUCCAUUUUUUCCAUAAUUUCCAUUCGGUCCAUAAUAGUUUCUGUCUUUUUCGGUCGGCCUAAAGGUUUUUUGUUUGUAUAUUGUCCAGUCAAAAUUCUUUGAAUAGUCCUGGUUCCCACCUAAAAUUUAAGGAAAAUGUUGGUUGGGUAAGAAAUGGCUUCACAUCUACAUUUAAGUUAUACCUACCUCAAAUAUAUCUGCAAGUUGGGCUUCAGUUGUUCCCUGGAGAGCCUCUGGUUUACUUUUUUUAAAAAUAAUCAUGACAUUUUAAUGUUUCCCUUUUUUUUUCUUAUGAAAUUAUUUUCGGCAUCUUCAAUACGAAAGAAAUUUGACAAUGCCGAAUUUUAAAAAAUGUCAUUAGAUUUUGCAGGUAUGCAAAAUAGUUGGGUACCGUUUAUAAUAUAGCAUUAUUGAAAAAUGCAUUGAAAAAUGUGUCAAAUUUGAUUUGCCAGAUAGGCCAGAAAAUUUUAAUACCGCGGCACUUACGAAAUUAUGUAAAUCACACUGAAAACUGUCUGGAAUUUGACAUAUACUGUCAUUAUUAUACGAGGGUCAACCUGCCAAAUUUCCAUGGCACGCCACUACGCCAAUAAUAAGUGAAAAAGGUAUAGGUGUACACUACGUGUACGCUAGCACAAAGUAUAAGAUUUGAUAGGUUUAUUUAUUGAAAAGUUGCAUUACUUCAAAAAGGCAUAGAGCAAGUUUAUGCUUAGUAGAUUGUUACUGGAAUCAGUCUAUAAAGCUCGAAAAAAACCCUCUCUAUGACCUCCAAGAGUGCAUCCCAAGUAUUUCCCCAGUAGAGCGCCACGAUGUCACAAAAACUAAUGAGCUUGGCCAGAUAGAAACAAAAACGAAAACCUCUCUAAUCCUAGUAACUUUAGUAUAGAUAGGAGCAAAACCAGAUAUGAUAAACAACUUUAUCCAAAUCUAUUCUGCCUAAUGACUCUAAAGUGUUUGAGAGGGUUAUUUAUUCGAGAGUGUUGAAUCAUCUGGUUAGACAUAACAUAUUGAGCAAGCAACAAUUUCGAUUUAUUCCUAAAAUGUCCACUGAUAUGGCACUUUUCCAUGCAAUAAUAGUUAUUUAUGUAUCAAGGGUACUAAGUAGAUGAUUAUGCCCUGAGGGCGACAGUCUUACAAAGCCGAGGGCCUCUGGCCCGAGGGUUCGUAAGUCGCCCGAGGGUAUAUAUCUAUUAUUACCCAUGGUGCAUACAAACUUUUAUGUCAUGCCAGUUGGUUGUGAAUAAUAAAUACCUGGGAAAAAAGUGUCACUUCGCAAAUUGUCACCAGUGUGCAAACAUCAUCAUUUUUUGACAAAAAUAAUAUGUUUAUAAGUGUAAAUUUAUAUUUUGUUAAUAAAGAAUAAGGUAAUUGAAAAUUGUUUUUUGCGUCGCGGGCCAUAAUGUGUGACCGUGCGGGCAUAAAGUAAUGAAUUAUGUAGAUGGUAUCUAAGGUAUAAAAACACAGUAAUGUAUUGGUAUGACAUAAUAGUUAUUUAUGUAUCAAGGGUACUAAGUAGAUGAUUAUGCCCUGAGGGCGACAGUCUUACAAAGCCGAGGGCCUCUGGCCCGAGGGUUCGUAAGUCGCCCGAGGGUAUAUUUAUCUAUUAGUACCCGUGGUGCAUACAAACUUUUAUGUCAUACCAGUUGGUUGUGAAUAAUAAAUACCUGUAAAAAAAGUGUCACUUCGCAAAUUGUCAUCAGUGUGCAAACAUCAUCAUUUUUUGACAAAAAUAAUAUGUUUAUAAGCGUAAAUUUAUAUUUUGUUAAUAAAGAAUAAGUUAAUUGAAAACUGUUUUUUUGCGCCUUUAUGCCCGCGCGGGCCAUAAUGUGUACCUACUUUAUGCCCGCACGGGCAUAAAGUAAUGCAUUAUGUAGAUGGUAUCUAAGGUAUAAAAACACAAUAAUGUAUUGGUAUGACAUAAUAGUUAUUUAUGUAUCAAGGGUACUAAAUAGAGGAUUAUGCCCUGAGGGCGACAGUCUUAUAAAGCCGAGGGCCUCUGGCCCGAGGGUUCGUAAGUCGCCCGAGGGUAUAUAUCUAUUAGUACCCGUGGUGCAUACAAACUUUUAUGUCAUACCAGUUGGUUUUGAAUAAUAAAUAUAUAUUUUUGUAAAUAAAGAAUAAGUUAAUCGAAAACUGUUUUUUGCGUCUUAUUGCCGGGCGGGCCAUAAUGUGCACUUUAUGCCCGCACGGGCAUAAAGUAAUGAAUUACGUAGAUGGUAUCUAAGGUAUAAAAACACAAUAAUGUACUGGUAUGACAUAAUAGUAUAUUAUAUACCUAGGUAGAGAAGUUGGUCAUUAUAUACCGAGCGCUUUUAUAAUGUGUAAGGUAUAUAAUGACUUUCUCUACCGAGGAAUAUAUAGAAUUUUUUUUACCACUAGUAG
Molecule: messenger RNA, 5806 nt
Organism: Ceutorhynchus assimilis (cabbage seed weevil)
Lineage: Eukaryota; Metazoa; Arthropoda; Insecta; Coleoptera; Curculionidae
Source: the annotation of a GenBank genome assembly